Rana temporaria (common frog) is the source of this 2233-nucleotide messenger RNA. RefSeq names its product myotubularin related protein 2 (gene MTMR2). Lineage: Eukaryota; Metazoa; Chordata; Amphibia; Anura; Ranidae. The transcript has 15 exons. Gene Ontology annotation, molecular function: phosphatidylinositol-3,5-bisphosphate 3-phosphatase activity. The coding region runs from base 345 to 2060 and encodes 571 amino acids. The record is from RefSeq and is a predicted model, not a curated record. Gene Ontology annotation, biological process: dephosphorylation.
GCGAGGCGCGUCUCCGUGUGUUGCCGCGCGCCCCCUACAUUGAAUCACUUGUGUGUGUGAGCGCGCCGGGGGGCCGAGUUCUCGCGAGAAGUGUCGGAGGAUUCCGGGAGAGAACAGUGUGAUCUCUAUCUUGUGCAGAGAGGAGAACAGCAGAUGAACAGAAGAAAUGCUGAGUGGAGGAUUACAAGAGAGGAACUGAGCUGUGCUUGUUACUUCUGGAACUGCAUCACCAGGACGGUCACGGUCUCCGCAGCUGUGAUGAUGUCAUGAUCAUGUGACCACACCCCACGGGGACAACCUUCUGAGCAGGCAAGCAAAGCAACACACACUACCAAGGUCCCAAAAUGCUUGCUGGAAUGGAAGAGCUGCUCCUGUUACCUGGAGAGGUGGUAAAAGAUAUGGCUAAAGAUGUCACAUACAUCUGUCCAUUUACUGGGGCCAUCCGGGGGAGUUUCACAGUUACCAACUACAGACUGUACUUUAAAAGUUUGGAGCGGGAUCACCGCUUGAUAUUGGAUGCUCCCCUGGGUAUCAUAAGUCGAAUUGAAAGAAUUGGAGGAGCUGCAAGUCGAGGAGACAAUUCAUAUGGGAUAGAAAUUGUGUGCAAGGACAUGAGAAACAUGAGAUUUGCCCACAAGCAAGAUGGACACCCUCGCAAAACUGUGUUUGAGAGCCUCAUGGCCUAUGCCUUCCCAUUGAAUCACAAUUUGACUAUGUUUGCCUUUGAAUACAAGGAAGUCUUUGGGGAAAAUGGCUGGAAGGUGUAUGACCCCAUACUAGAGUACAGAAGACAGGGGGUACCUAAUGAGAGUUGGAGAAUUACAAGAGUAAACGACCGAUAUGAUCUUUGUGACACCUACCCAGCCACUCUGGUCAUCCCAGUAACUAUGCCUGAUGAUGAACUGAGGAGGAUUGCCGUAUUCAGAGCAAAUGGGCGUAUACCAGUCCUCUCUUGGAUUCACCCGGAAACUCAGGCUACCAUCAUACGGUGCAGUCAGCCCACACCAGGGGUCACUGGGAAGAGGUGUAAAGAAGAUGAGAAGUACCUCCAAUCCAUCAUGGAUGCCAAUGCGCAAUCCCACAAAAUCUUCAUUUUUGAUGCUAGGGCUAGUGCCAAUGCUGUGGCUAAUAAGUCUAAAGGAGGAGGAUUUGAAAGUGAGGAUGCGUACCAAAACGCGGAGCUGAUCUUUCUAGACAUCCACAAUAUUCAUGUGAUGAGGGAAUCUCUAAGAAAACUGAAGGAGAUCUCCUAUCCUAGUAUUCAGGAAUCACACUGGCUGUCUAAUCUGGAGUCCACACACUGGUUGGAGCACAUUAAGUCCAUCCUGGCUGGUGCCUUGCGGAUUGCUGACAAAGUGGAAUCUGGAAAGACCUCGGCGGUGGUUCAUUGCAGCGAUGGCUGGGACCGCACUGCGCAGCUCACCUCUCUUGCCAUGCUCAUGCUGGAUGGUUACUACCGCACCAUUCGCGGCUUCCAAGUGCUGGUAGAAAAAGAAUGGCUCAGCUUUGGGCACAGGUUCUAUCUUAGAGUUGGCCAUGGUGACAAGAACCACGCAGAUGCCGACAGGUCCCCGGUGUUCCUGCAGUUCAUUGACUGUGUUUGGCAAAUGACGAAGCAGUUUCCUCAUGCAUUUGAAUUCAAUGAACAUUUUCUGCUGACUAUUCUGGAUCACCUUUACAGCUGCUUGUUUGGAACAUUCCUGUGUGACAGCGAGCAGCAAAGACUACAAGAGUCCGUUCUGGAAGAGACUGUCUCCCUGUGGUCGUACAUUAACAGCCAACUUGAAGACUUUACUAAUCCACUAUUUGUGGAUUACUCUGACCACGUCUUGUACCCGGUGACCAGCACUAGGCAGCUGCAGCUUUGGGCAGAAUAUUACAUAAGGUGGAACCCAAGGACUAAACCGCAUGAUGCUGUCAAGAGUCAGUGUAAGGAUUUGCUUGUCAAGCGAGCGGAGCUACAGAAGAAAUUGGAAGAGCUCAAGCAGGAGAUGAGUAACCGCUCUAUGUCUUCUGACCGGGGAGGGUCUGUGCAUUCUGUCACCCAGACCGUCGUUUAACCUGUUCUAUUCAUCUGGAACUAAUAAUAACCUUAUGUCUUAAGAGUCCCUCAUGCAUUUGGUGGUUAGGUUGCUCACCAUUGUCUGUAGGGUACUGUGCUCCAAAAUAGUUCUAUUUGCACUGAUUAGACUGCAUGUCUGGAAUUGCAGUGGACUUUAUCUGCUCAGUUUAA